This is a messenger RNA of Drechmeria coniospora, 504 nucleotides long. RefSeq names its product SchS21 protein. Lineage: Eukaryota; Fungi; Ascomycota; Sordariomycetes; Hypocreales; Ophiocordycipitaceae. The record is from RefSeq and is a predicted model, not a curated record. Bases 1 to 504 code for a protein of 167 amino acids. The transcript has a single exon.
AUGCAUUUCACCAAUACCUUUCUGGCCCUGGCGGCCUCCGCUGUUGUCGCCAACGCCGCCUCCGUCACCUUCUGGCCGCUGGACAACUCGACACGGACCAUCUACUUCACAUCCAACCCGGGAUCGUCCAGCUUGCCCCCCGUGACGGUCGGCUUGAAAAACGUCACGGUGCAGUUCCCGGACCAAUGGGUUGGCAACUUUUACGCCGUUCGAAAGGGCCAACCGAACGUGCCCGGCAUGCUGGGCGAGGUCCAGUUCGGCGGCUGGAAGGGGCUGACGUACUUUGACGUCUCGGCCAUCGUGACGCCCGGCGACCAUCUCAACGUGAAGCAGAUGUGGCCGGCCCAGUCCCAGUCGCCCAUGUCCGGAUGCGAGGUGUUCCCGUGCAACAACGCGUACUACCUGCCGGACGACGUCCAGACCAAGACGACGCUCGAGGUCGACCUCUUCACCACGCUCGGCGUCGGUUCCACCGGCCUCAGCUUCGGUGGGCAGUCGUACUAG